AAAUUCUCGCUGGUUGAAGAGACUAUAAAUAAAUAAUCAGUAUCGGUUUGGCUGGCCAGAUCAAUGUUUUCGCUGUUCCGUGUUACAUCUGUGUGUGUGUGUGUGUUACGUGUAUCUCAUCAAAUAUUACCCGAUGUGUACGAAAGUUGAUGAUGUUCACAUAUAAAGUGGGUGUGUGCAUGUGAUCGAUUUACGACGGUCACUUUUUGCAAACUUGCGCAUAACACAGCAAAGGUGGACAAAUGUAUUGCCCUUGUCCACCUUGGGUUUCGUUGGUUGGUGCAGGAAACAAACUUUUUUCUUACUCAAGUCCGGUGGUGGUCGACGAUCAUCUUUGCUUCUCUGCUGUCCGAUGCUCACGAUGACUGAAUGAUAGUGAACAACAACGAAAUCUAUUAUUCAAAACCUGAUCAUAUUAACACACACACACACAUGUGAAUGUGAGGUUCCAAAAGAAGAUAGGUGGAAAGCGAGAUUUUGAAACGAAAAAAAACUUAUCAAACAUUUACCGAUAUUUAUUAUUUACAAAACAAAACUAUUCAACAACAUUACACACACACACACACACAAAUCAAUGGCAAAGAACCAGCCCAUUAUUUCGAAUUAAUCGAUAUGUUGAAAAUUCAAAUGUUUUCGUUUUGAUUUGUGUUCAUCAUCAUCAUCAUCGUCCAAUUUGAUUCGAUUCAUAAAUACAUUCAUUCAUUCAUUCAUUCGUUCACCCCCAUUAAUAUGUUUGCGUGUAUGUGGCAAGGAACCUAGAGAAAGCUGGGUUUUAUUUAUUCAUUACACAUGCAAAUUAAAACCCGGCAGUUGUAUGUGUGUGUGUUCAUUUAUUCAUUGCUGGUUAUGUGUGGAACAUCCAAAACACUUAUACACACACACACACCCAUCACUCACAUCUCAUGAAUAAUCUACCAUGCAUCAUAAACGGAUCAAAUUUUCAAAAUAAAUCAUCAAGUGCAAGAAUUCACUUAAUCAAUUAGCAUGCAUUAUAAAUGCACUGAAUGUCAACUACCUUUGUUUCAUGAAUUUCAGCAGUGAAACACACACACAGUCACUGACCGAUCGACCAUCUUAACCCUUUCGCUAAUUGGAGCGAGAAUCAAUUUAAUGUGUGCGUGUGCGUUAUUGAUGUGUCUACAACAAUGAUGAACACGACAUUAAUGCUGAAAACAUCGACAGCUAGUAGCGGAAGUGUCACUCAGUCCACCACUUCUGCUGCUACUGACUCUGCCGGUGCUGCUAAUCGUUACAAUCAUCAUCAAGUUGAUGAUGAUCAUGACACAAGCUCCAAUGACUCAAUGACAACUGCAAACGAUCAAAACAACGGUAACAGAAAAACUUUAUCCACAGACAAGCGAGAGCAACAAUCCAACAAUACGAAUCUUCAAGAAUCCAAUAGUGAUGCAAACAACAACAACAACAACAACGAUAAUGAGUCAUCCACAAAAACAAUACCAUAUCCCACAUUGACAGCGUCGACAGCAUUACUAUUCGGUCAUCACCACCAAUCACAACACUCGCAUCCUCUUCAUCCAUAUCAACAGCAGCAACAACACCAACAACAGAAUUUUCAUCAUCUUUAUCAACAGCCACAAAUGAUGAGAAAUAAUCGUCAAAACAACUGUUCCAACAACAACAACAACAACAACAACAACAACAACAAUAGUGCGCCAAUGAAUGGUUCGCACUCACAUCAUGUAGCCGCUGCGGCUGCUGCGAAGCUUUCUAAUUACCACGAAUGUGCAGCCGCCGCUGCUGCCACACACGUCCACUAUCAAAAUAAUACGGCAAAUUUAUUCACUGCUGCCGCCGGUUUAGCCGAUGUAAGCAUGGCCGACCUGCAUGACCUGACAAGCCGGACUGUUGUUGUGGGUCAAACAACAUCGGCCAAACCUACCAGCGACAUGUAUCACCAUCAUAUGAUGCAAACAAGACAUCAUCAUCAUCCACACCAUUCUCCACAUACACCGCAUCAUCAUGUCACGCAUACCACACACAACACACCAUCACAUCAAUCGCAUUCGCAUCAGACGGAUAUGCAUGAUUUUCUGGCCGGUUCAGCUGUUGCCGCAGAUCCGGUCAUGUCGACUUUACCGGUCGCUUUAGGACUAACAACCACCACCAACAACAGCAAUGGAAAUAACAACAACAACAACGGUGGCGGCGGUAAUGGUGGCAAUGGCAACGAUACAUCUGGUAAUGUCAAUUCGCCAUCAUCAUUGUAUUCUUCAACACACCACCAUCAAGCGGCAAUGAACAUGAAUGGAAUGAUUUCCAGUCUGCAGCAGCACCAUCAUCAUCAUCAUCACCACCAUCAACAACAUCAAACGGCUGGAAAUCAGUUGGCCAAUCAUGCACAGAUACAGAAUCCAUUUCAUGCCCAUCACGCGAAUUCAUUUGUAUCGGCUGCGGCAGCAGCAGCGGCAUCAUCGCCACAUCAUCACCAUCAUACCCAUCAAUCGUUGUCGGCUGCAGCAGUGGCUGUCGGUGCAGCAGCAGCGGCCGCGGCUGCCAGUGCCGAUCCAUCUGCUUUGUUGGAAGCGGCCGAUCCGAGAGAGCUAGAAGUAUUUGCCGAACGAUUCAAACAACGACGAAUUAAACUGGGUGUAACACAGGCCGAUGUUGGUAAAGCAUUGGCCAAUCUGAAAUUGCCUGGCGUUGGCUCACUGAGCCAGAGCACAAUCUGUCGCUUUGAAUCCUUGACCCUAUCCCACAAUAACAUGGUCGCAUUGAAACCGAUACUACAGGCGUGGUUGGAAGCGGCCGAAGCUCAAGCCCGCAAGAAUCGUAUUGCAAGGGAGACGACGCUCGACAUGUGUGUGCUACCAUCGUUGGAUAAGAAGCGAAAACGAACGUCGAUAGCGGCGCCAGAGAAACGCUCGCUGGAGGCAUAUUUCUCUGUACAACCGAGACCUUCGGGCGAAAAGAUUGCCGCCAUUGCCGAGAAAUUGGACCUGAAAAAGAAUGUGGUUCGUGUUUGGUUCUGCAAUCAACGACAGAAACAGAAACGAAUGAAAUAUUCAGCCGUCAACGGUCAAUGAUCAGCAGCAACCUAUGAUUAUGAAGACAAUACGUAAACUCAACCCUGUGUUCCUUUCCUUUUCCAAUCAUUAUUCGUUCUCUACUGCUAUUCUAGUCAUGUGUAAAUAUCAAAAAUUUCACACACGAAACCAAAUGUAUGCAUGAAUUUUAAAGAAACGAGAAAAAUUAAAGAUAAAGUGAGAAGCAAAUUA
This is a messenger RNA of Dermatophagoides farinae (American house dust mite), 3236 nucleotides long. RefSeq lists its product as uncharacterized. Gene Ontology annotation, biological process: regulation of transcription by RNA polymerase II. The record is from RefSeq and is a predicted model, not a curated record. Gene Ontology annotation, molecular function: DNA-binding transcription factor activity, RNA polymerase II-specific; RNA polymerase II cis-regulatory region sequence-specific DNA binding. Lineage: Eukaryota; Metazoa; Arthropoda; Arachnida; Sarcoptiformes; Pyroglyphidae.